AUGGAUGAGGAAAAAAACGACGAAAACGCUUCGAGUGGCUCUCAGUCGCAUGAGAUCGAAGACGACCGCAGCUCAAGUCCGGAAGAUAUGUUAGUAUUCCCUUUUGCAAACUUGGAAAAACAUUCCGAAUCUUGCAGAAGUGCGAGCACGUACCCAUUCACGUACGGAGACAUGGGAUUUCACGGGCAUCUCCAUCCGUUGGACCAGUAUACUCUUCACAUGAUGGCGAGCGGAAUGCAACAGGCAGAGAACAGUGGAAGACCGUUUUUUGUAAGUCUGAAGAGUAUUUCUUGAAAUAAGAAGUUCACAGCUGUCUCUCACUAACGGUAUGAACAUGUCGACGCUGCUGUCGCCACUCGGUCUGCAGCAUCCUUUCAAUUUGUCGACUUCAUACGGCUCUGCGCAGGCUCCCGCUGCACCAACUCCGCAAGCCUCAAAGCCUCAGGCUAAGCCUAAAAAGCAGUCUUCGGCAAAAGCUGAAACUCCUAGGCGCGGUCGGAACUCCUUCAGCGCCGAUCAGGUUUAGUUACUGCUUUGAUAGCAAUUUAAAUUAAACAAGAGAAAGCCAGAAAGUUAGCAAAAAAACGACUUUCAAAAAAUGAAAAUUUUGGUUAGCAAGGAAGGACUCAUUCAGCUCGUGUUCUGAAUUUCAAAAACAAGUUUCUUAAGCUUUUCAGCAGAGAAAAUGAACAUAAGCAACUUUUUUCGCUCAGAUUGCGCAACUCGAAGAGCAUUACAAGGUGAGCCAAUACUUGACGGCCAAUCGCCGUAAGCAACUCGCCGAAGAUCUCGAGCUCCAGGAUUUACAAGUGAAGACGUGGUUCCAGAACCGUAGAACUAAGACCAGGUACGUCUCCAAGCACCUGUGAAACAGAGUUUACAUGACAAAUAAGAAAAAGAAAUUGAUCUUUCAAGUCGAUGUCUUUUUUUCGAACUUUUUUUAAACCAUUAAAUUACCUCAAAAAGAAAUAUAUCCAGCAGAGCCUGAUGAAUAAUUUGAGAUAGGCUAAAAAUACUCUUUUUUUGGUCAAGUGUCUUGAAAAAGUAAACCUGCACUGAAAAAAACGACUAGAUUUGGAAAAAAAUAUUUUUUUCAAAGUUGAGUUUAAGCGACCGUGUGCUGUGGACUGUUGAGACUUCUGGAAGCUCUACCAAAACUCCUUUUUUAUUUUAGCUCGUCAGGUCAAAAAAAUCAUUUUCAAAUCUGAAAACCGAAUAAUUUAUCAACCACUUCGUUUAUCCUACUUUUGAUCCAAAAACUUUUGAGAAUUUGAAGUUUUUGUCCGCUUUUUUGAGAUGAAAGCAUUUUCAUAAUUCUCCACAGUCAAAAACUUGGGAUCUUCGUUCAUUUUUAUGUUUUCUUCUCGUCAUCCUUUCUCGACAUUUUUCGAAAAAGCAAACGAGUUACAGUAUGCCAUCUCUCUUCCAAGCAGAUGUUCCAUCUGUCGCUUUUUUUCCAUCGCGAUGGUACUCUCAAAUCCGCAAAGAAAAUUUUCGGAAAAGGUUAUUGGAUUCCUUAUUCAGAGAACUCGAUGAAGUAGGCUGUGAAGCUCAUAAAUGUAUUUCGUCCACCAAAAACUUUUUUUCAUCCAAUCUUGAAGAUUUUUCUAUAGUUUUUUUAAAUUAGAACUCAACGAACCAGGCUACUUGUAAUAUGACAUAAAAAUUCUCCAUUUUUUCAGACGUGAAAUGCGUGCUGGCGGACUUCUCCCAUGCGGUUCGAGGAUCAAAGUCGAACUUUUUGGAGGAGGCGAAAGAGAUCAAGGAAGAGACUGUCCUGAACCUUUCUCAGGAUCUUACGUGCAAGGAAACAUUUCCAAACUGUUCCGAGGAAUAGAAAAAUUCGUUUACUGA
Molecule: messenger RNA, 1854 nt
Organism: Caenorhabditis auriculariae
Lineage: Eukaryota; Metazoa; Nematoda; Chromadorea; Rhabditida; Rhabditidae
Source: the annotation of a GenBank genome assembly